AUGCCUCACGUUAAACUAUCAGCUUUUAAUCAAAAUCUAGAACUGUACUAUGAAAUUCAUGGUUCUGGACAAAUCAAAAUUUUAUUUAUUAUGGGCCUACUGACUGAUGGUGGUGCCUGGAGUUGUCAAACGGAAUUCUUUGGUCAACAACCAGACUAUCAAUGCGUUAGUUAUGAUAAUCGUGGUUGUGGUCGUUCGUCAUCUCCAUUUACAUUUGAAUAUACGACAACACAAAUGGCUAAAGAUGCUCUUGCACUUAUAGAUCAUUUAAAAUGGCCAAAAUGUCAUGUUAUCGGUGUAUCAAUGGGUGGUAUGAUUUCACUUGAAUUUGCUUUAUUAGCCCCGGAAAGAGUGCUUUCAUUGACUUUAUUGGCAACACACGCUGGUGGUCUUGCUGGUCGUGCACCAUUUGUUGGUGUUCGCCAUAUACUACGUUCUUUAGUCAUACGUGAUGAACAUUUACUUAUUGAAAAUGCUAUUACAAUGCUUUAUGGCCCAAAAAUUCUUAAUGAUCCGGAAAAAAGAAAAAUCUUUUAUAAUUAUCAUACUGAAAGAUUUAGAAAACGUACUCCACCAAAACUCAUUGGUAUACUAGGACACAUGUUAGCUGUUCAACGACAUUAUGUUAGUUAUGCUGAUUUACUUAAAAUUCGUUAUGCACCAUUUGAUUGUUUAAUAAUGGUUGGAACAGAAGAUCGACUUGUACGAGAAGCGAAUUCAUAUAUUAUUCAAAAAACACUUGGCUGUCGACUCGUUAAACUUGAGCAUGCAGGACAUGGUUUACCAGGCGAAUGUGCAAAAGAAAUUAACGAGGAAUUAUUCGAUCUAUUUGAAUCAGUGCGAAAAAAUGAUUCAUCUAAAGUUAAACGGGAAAUUCCGGCAGAAUAUAAAACAGAAAUUCAAGCACUUGAACAAUGUUGUCAACAUCGUACACAUUGUUUUAUGUAUAAUUUUGUUGGACUAAUAUAUGGUUUAUUUUCCGGUAUAACAUUGUACGUUCUAUUAGCUUGUUUCGGUGUAAUAAAAGGCGAAUCACUCGGAAUACAUGUAACUAUGAAUACUGUGAUAUUAAUUGGAUGUUUAAAUGGACUUCGUCGAGCAAUAACAUGUGUGUAUCAUGCAUUCCAUGCACGACGAUUUGUUCAACAACAGCGAUUACUACUCGAUCGAGCAGCACAUCAUGGUGGUAUUGGUGUUGCUUUACCUGAACAACCAAAAAAUGGUAUACCACAUGGUUGCGGAUUCGAAUAUCCAAUUCAUUCGAUUCUGUUCAUCAUUAGUCUUGUCGGUUUUAUUUAUUCAACAAAACUUUAUCAAUAA
Messenger RNA from Rotaria socialis, 1320 nucleotides. The record is from the annotation of a GenBank genome assembly. NCBI's taxonomy places the organism in Eukaryota, Metazoa, Rotifera, Eurotatoria, Philodinida, Philodinidae.